AUGGCCAUGCCCUCGCCUCCUCGAUGGAGCACAAAUAUUCCGCUUGGGGGUCACUGGCUAUACAGAGCUAUAUCUAUCCUGCUGACAGUGCUCACGGUCCUGACCCCCUGCGUGUCUGCAGACCCGCCAACUGCCCUUCCACAGCGUGCCACGGAGAAUGACUUGAAGUGGCAACCGGCUCUCGAUUACGAUAGAGAUGGUUGCUAUAACGUACCUGCUAUUGAUGCGGAGGGCAACAUUUCCGAGGGCCUCGACCCUAAUUUCACUACUGGACCGGCGGACUGUCGUGACGAGUCGGACCUGGAUAAUAGCAAUGCAUACUCGCGCCAGCGCUGCAACAGUGGGUGGUGUGUCUAUCUCUACGGCUACUACUUUGAGAAGGAUGUUGCUAUCGAACACGUGGCCAACCCUGGUCAUCGCCAUGAUUGGGAGCAUAUCGUCGUCUGGGUCAAGGACGACAAAGCCGAAUACGUCGGUGCAUCUGCCCACGGCUCCUACAGCCUCCGACCGGCGGACGAAGUACGUUGGGAUGGCACACACCCCAAGAUAGUCUACCACAAGGAUGGCGGUAGUACCCACGCGUUCCGCUUCGGCAACACAGACGAUGACAACGUCGAGAACCACAAGGGGGUGUGGGUCAGAUCUCCUCUAGUCUCCUAUAAUGGCUUCCCAGACGGCAUUCGGGACCAACUCUUCGCUUAUGACUUCGGUGCCGCGACAAUCGCGUUCAAAGAUGAGACGUUUGCGAGCAAUCUUGAGAAGGCCAUGCCCAAGAUUCCUGUCAGCCAGGACUGUUCGCAGUGGGGGGCAUGUCACACGGAGUUUGGGGAUGCUUUUCUAUUUGAUUAUGGCCUGGACGAAGGAUCGCCUGGAACUCCGGACAUCCCUCCUCCGCCACAAACCCCACUACCGAAAAUCCGUGUCCUCCCCUUGGGCGACUCCUUGACGUUUGGCGUUCUGUCAACGGACGGGAACGGCUACCGGAGACAGCUCCAUCAGCUUCUCGUCUCGGGCAGCGACAACGAGGUUGACUUUGUUGGCUCGCAGGAGUCCGGUACCAUGACCGACAACCAACAUGAGGGGUACCCUGGUGCCACUAUUGCGCAGAUCACGCAACAUGCCAGAAACGUCCUUUAUAUGCGGCCAAAUGUCAUCCUCAUUCAUGCCGGUACAAAUGAUCUGCAUAAGAACGUCGACGUUGCUGGUGCGCCGACGAGGUUGGGUAGCCUAAUUGAUCUAGCGACAGAUGAAUGCCCUGAUGCAACGGUGUUGGUAGCGCAGAUCAUCAUGGCCGUGGACAGCAGCGUCGAGGCUGACCGGGCCGCCUUCAAUGAAGCAGUGGUUGAGGUGGUCGCCAGUCGGCAAAGUGCGGGCAAGAAUGUUAUGAUCGCCGACAUGAGCCAGACGCUUGCGCGUAGCGAUUUUGUUGACGGCCUGCACCCCAACAACGGCGGCUAUGACAAGAUGGCUGCCGUGUGGUAUGAGACUAUCCAGGCGGCGAACAAGCUUGGCUGGAUGAAGGACCCGGUAGCACCGGGAAACGCCCCCCCUGCUGACGUUACGCCAACUUGUCCCAAUGGCUACGCGUGGCUCAACAUGGGCGAGGUCGGCACCGGAAUAAAUUACGGCAUGACAAUAAAGUGGCAGAACCAGGGCCGCUUCGCUGACGGCGUGGGCGGCGCGAAUGCAGGCAAUGUCAUUCUUGCCGAUAUUGAUGGCGACGGGCUGGAUGACUACAUUCUCGUUGGUGCAAAUGGGGCCCUCAACGUCUGGAUCAACAACAGAGACCCGGCUCAUCCAUGGAGGAAUGUGGGCGAAAUCGCCGUCGGUGUUGACGGCGCGAGCCCCCAGAACGUGAUUCUCGCCGACGUUGACGGAGACGGGAGGGUAGACUACCUCCGCGUCGAUGCGGAUGGCGCAGUUCAGGCUUGGAUCAACACAUGCAACUCACCGGUCUCGCGGAGGAGGGGUCGCGAGCUGCCUGGAGGGCGAUUGGCUCGUCGUGGCGUUUUCUGUCCGAUCAAUAACCCCGCGCACCUAAAAUGGACUCGUGCUGGUCUGAUUAUCCCCCAUUAUGACGGGGCAAGCCGAGAUGCGGUUCUCUUCGCUGAUACGACCGGGGAUGGAAGGGCUGAUUACCUCUUGGUAUCCGAUGCUGGCGCUGUCCGAGCGGUUUCCCUUCAAGGAGAUAUCAUGAAUCCAACACGAGUCAAUCAUGGAAUUAUCGCGGUUGGAGUUGGCAACGCAAACAGGGACAACGUCCGGUUCGCAGAUAUUGACGGUGACGGGCGUGCAGACUACCUCCUCGUGGGCGAAAAGGGCGACAUUUCAGCGUGGCAAAAUACCGGCCCAGUAGGACAACCCGUCUGGAAGAAGCUCGGCACCAUCGCAGUUGGGGUUGAUGGUGGACAACGCGAGAACGUCCGACUGGCGAACGUGAACAACGACCGCCGAGCCGACUACCUCAUCAUGAACCCCUCCACCGGGGCUCUUGAUGCAUGGCUCAACAUGCCGGACCUGGAGGUAGUCGGCCCCAACGUUCGCCUUGCGGACAUCGAUGGCGACGGGCGGGAUGACUACCUCUACAUGGACGCCGUAGGGGGCAUCAGGGCAUGGCUUAAUCGUGGCUUUGUGGACCAUCCGGACUGGGUGUCAAUUGGGCUCAUUGCCCCGGGCGUUCCGGGGGGGUCUCGCGAGAGGAUUAGAUUGGCAGAUAUGGACGGUGACGGCAGAGAUGACUACUUAGUCGUAGCGGAUAACGGCGCAGUCACAGCGUGGUUCAAUAAAGGGUACACCGACCAUCCCGCUUGGAACUCAGCGGGGGUGAUUGCGGUUGGCGUUGAUGGCGCAACGCUAAACAACGUCCGGUUUGCCGACAUCGACGGCGACGGACGGGCGGAUUAUUGUGUGAUCUGGAAUGACGGCUCCGUCAGCGCGUGGCUCAACAAGGGCGAUGCCCGCAGCCCGACUUGGGAAAACCAAGGCAAGAUUGCAGUCGGCGUGGACGGUUCAGCGCGUGACAACGUCUUCCUAGAGGAUCUCAACGGUGACGGCAAGGCUGAUUAUCUCAUGGUCACGGAUAAGGGCGCUAUUUAUGGCUGGCUCAACACCGGCACAGAUCCGAAGAAUAUCGUGUGGAAGAAUCAGGGCAUGGUUGCGAGUGGUGUAUCGGGCGCAACGCGGCAGAAUAUCAGAUUCGGGAACCUAGAUGCCGAUGGCAAGUUUGACUAUUGGCUGAUCGACGACGCCAAUUCCACCCAGCAAACAGUCAGCAAGAUCCUCCAGCAGCUGCGAUCACUCCUAAGUAACGCUACGGCGCUUGAGAAUCGAUACGGUCUUCGGCCUUUCACCCAGGAGAUGGCACGCAUGGGAGACAAAUUCACUUCAUCCGAUACCAUCAGCGGGCGCCGACUGCUUCACUUCAAUAAACCGUACGAGGAUCUUAGUGCCAGGAUCCAGAAUCUUAAAAUCUCGCCCCUCAACUGCACUCGUUGGGUUGUCAAGGACAAGGAUAGCUUCAAUGGCCUCAUCACAGACAUCUCGUACUUUGUUGAUAGGUUGCACAAGCUUGUUCCGGACACCUCGAGUAACUUCACUUGCACCAUGAUGGAGGAAGAUUUCUCCGAGGACCUCCGGACCAACAAGUUGAAGUUAGUUUGCGACGCUUCACGGUCUAGAGCAGAUAUAUAUAGUCAAGGCUGCCACGCAAAGUCCGCAAAUAAAGUGCCAAUCAAGGAUCCAUAG
This is a messenger RNA of Scedosporium apiospermum, 3744 nucleotides long. RefSeq lists its product as uncharacterized. Bases 1 to 3744 code for a protein of 1247 amino acids. The record is from RefSeq and is a predicted model, not a curated record. The transcript is spliced from 3 exons. Lineage: Eukaryota; Fungi; Ascomycota; Sordariomycetes; Microascales; Microascaceae.